CCUACACGGUCACUUACAGACAAAAUUCCGCCAACAUUUUAAGGUUGCACAACUGAAUUACGCGGUGGUGGGUGUAAAUGGGGAGCAAAUUUUAAAAUAUUUCAACAAGAGUUCAUUUACGGUUGUUUCUAUGCACCAACGAUGCUGACUGCCAAAGUCUGCACAGUGCUAACCCUCCCCUCAUGUGGGACAAUUGCAUGAAGAGCUUUUCACUGUGUCCCGAAGGUGAGAGAAGGACAUCGGGCCAGAGAAUGAGAGCUGAGACAUGUUCUCUCUGAUUUCGCGUGCCAAUGAGGAGGAUCAAGUGUCUUUGCGUCAUUUUAUUUUAAAUUAUGAAAUCUCGUAAAACACAGAAAAAAGUGUCAAUACGUGCAUUUGGUUUCCGGUUUGUGUGAAGCUUUUUGGAGUGUCUUUUCCCAUCUGGAAGCGUUGUCGUUCCGGGCAGAGGAGAUUCAGUGACAACUCUGCGGUUUAUUAAACCCCAUUGUUCUACAGCUGAUAAACAGGAAGUUGUUUCUGUCAGAGAACGAAAGGAUUAUUCAUUUACCUGUCACCUGGAACAUCACCAGUACAAUUCUUCACCUUGAAACGAUUUAAAUCAGUGUGACUCGUGUUGCCUUUGAAAAAGCCCAGCGAGCGCCUGAGAGAGUACAUUGCUCAGCACCUCCCACAUAGCUUUCUGUGACAGCCUAGAAAUGCACCAUUGUCGCAGUUUUCACAACGAUCCGAUUGAAGUCAUUUGACAAUUAACCUCAUUCACGGCGGCUGCGAUGUAAAGAGAAACACAAAUUAUAGAUCGUUCAACAGGCUUCUCUUUGGACCAGCUGAACUAGCUUCACUGAAGAUGAGACGGAACUUGAAAGUCAAGGUAUACAUUCCACACUGCAGUGCUGCAAAUUAAAGGAUAAGAACAAUUUAGGCUUAAAGACUGAAGAAGAAAACAUUUGAACAUACCAGAUGAAUGAUAAAGGAAGACUUCAAGAAUAUUGUGACAGGUUCAUUAUGAAAAUAUUGGAGAAUAAGACCGUUGCCUGUGCAUCUUUUAAAUAUAUCAGAAAUUCAUGACCUAAAGACACAAGUUAGAAUCCUCUGAGUUUUGCUCAAUGAGGAGGUGACUUGUAAAUCAAAUUCUGGUAGUCAUUUAUGCAAACAGCCACUUAAGUCCUAUCAAGGGAGCAAGCAUCAUCAAUAUCAGUAUGUUUUCUAAUGUUAAUAGCUAAUUAUAAAUACCACUAAUGCAGAAAAUAAAAAGCCAACAAUCUCAUGGGCCCAAAACUGUUUGUAUUGCAAAUAAAAAACAGCAUAAGACAGUUGUUGUGGAAUCAGCUAAAGAGGAAAACAGAACAAAGGGCCAGAACAAUAGCUUGGAACUGUUACCAGGAACUGCAACGUACACAGAUCCGCUCAGUGACAGGGUGCUGAACUGUAACAUGCAUCUAAACAGCACUAAUUCAGAGGAGACAAUUGAGUGUGAAACUGACAUAAAGCAAAUUGGUGGGAUUGAGGAAUGUUAUGCAAGUACAGCCACUGCAGUAGCUCCAGGGAAACAGUCACCUUUUGUAUCACUUAGCUCUUCAGGUUACUGCUCCGAACUGCAGAGGCUGUCUGUUAAAUCACAUGCAGAAUCUACACAUGGAGAUAAAAUGGAAACAGAUAAGUGGGAGCAUCAGUCUGAAUCACAGUCAUUGGGCAUCAACACAGGUUGUGGAGAACAUUCUCUGGGAUCACCUGUGGAACAAGAAUUUCCCAAAGACGUGACGUUGUCAUAUUGUGUUAUAAGACAAAAAUCUCGAGUUUGCGAUUCUGAGCUUCAGGAGAGCGCAAGAAGGAGACUGUGCAUUCUAGAAAGUGAAAACAAGGAUAUUGUAGCAUUGUUUAAUGAAUUGUCAGCAAGACUAUUAUCCAUUCUCGCAGAAAAGGAUCGCUUUAUUCUCACCUUUAAAACUGUGGAAGAAAUAUGGAAAUUUACAACUUAUCUUUCCCUAGGAUUUGUUGGACGAUGUUUGGAGAAUUUGUUGUUCGAUCAACAUUUCUGGUUGAAUGUUUCUCUUGUGGAAGAUGUAAAGAUUCAAGUUGAAGUGAAUGAAGCUGAUUUGUCAAUGAUGUAUUUGGAUCUUCUAUUACAGGAAGGGCCCUUCUUCACUAGAAUCCUAUCAAACAUUCUUAAGAAUGAAGAGGAAGACGUGAGCAUCUGCAAAGAUGAUCUCAUCAUGCUCAAAGAUAUUGGAAAGAACUUAAAAUGGGAAGCAACUUCGCUUUCGACCAAUGAAACAGGCCUUCUUCCGGUAUCUGCACCACAGGCUCUUCUCUACCCUUUUUACCAAUGGUUCCUGAAGGUCAGAGCAGGAGACUUUAAUGGAUGUAAAGAAACUAAACAGCAACAUUUUGCUCAGUCAAUUGGUACUGGUACCUGUAUUGCAACUGUGGAUUACAAAGAGGGUGAGGCGGAUGAACUGCGUUUCGCAAAAGGAGAAAAAAUUCAGAUAAUUGGCUUCCUUCUUUCUAACCUGCAGUGGGCUUUGGGAAAGUCUUUAAAUUCUGGAGAAACUGGGUUUGUCCAAAUAAGACACAUGCAACCUGACCAAUUCAAAACACUGGAUGCUCAUCUCUUGUUCUUAAGUGAUGAAGAAAAAUCAUCUCUGAUUACCUUUAAAAAAUCUGAUGAACAACAUUGCAUCAAUCUCCUGAAAACACUCUGCCAAAGCGACAUCAGUGCAGUUUAUCGUUUAGAUAAAUGUAAAUUGCGAGAGAUAAAGUCAGAAAGUGAACAGGGAGAUCGCCUUCAUUCGGCAUCUGCAAACCAUCUCCCUUCUGGUCUAGCUGGACUUGUUUGUGGAAGGAACAUUCCUGACAUAAAUUCUUCUAAAUCUAAGGAAUUUCAAGAAUUUGUUCCAGAGCCAGAUCAACUUGAUGAACCAAAGUUCUGUAUAGAUCUUAAUCAAGGAGGCCUGGGUGAUCCUGCAACCUUUGACCCUUUACUACUAUUCCUAAACCAAGAAGAAUAUAUAGUGCAAUUCAAACAAUUCUAUGAUUUGUCCUUUUCCUUUGUAGGGUCUACUUUAUAUGGGGUAACUGAAGAAAAAGAAAUUUUACAGUAUUUGGAAAUGGCAAGAGAGAUAGCCAAAAGAUACAACAAACAUUGGGCUUAUUCCAGAAUCUGUUUCCUUUUAGGAAGACUUUGUGCUAAAAGACUCAGGUUCUCACAGGCCAGAGUUUACUUUGAAGAAGCAAUGACUCUGGUGCAAGGCACAUUUUCUGACUUAUAUCUAUUGACUGCUUUGUACGUAAAUUUGGCUUCUGUGUACUUGAAGCUAAAAAUGAAAGAGAAAUCUCAUAACCUUGUUGAAAAGUCUGCAACUCUUCUCCUGUGCAUCCCAUGCCAUAUGUUUAGCUCGGAGAAUGAGUUAGAGAUACUUAACAUUAUACUUAAAAAAGCAAUGAUUGCUGAUGAUUAUCUCCUGGAGGCACGUGUCUGUUUCCUGAUGUCAAAACUUUUUUUGGAAAUUGGAAAGUCUGAAGAAAUGUUGCCAUUUGCUGAACAUUUGCAGUUUCUUUCAAAUAAUUUUGGUUCAAAAAGCAAUAUAGUCCCAGUAAAUGUGCAUUUGAUUUUAAGCUCAAUGUAUAAUAAAAAAUGCUUACCAGAACUUGCGCUAGCAGCAUUAAGACUUGCUCAACCCAGCUCAAGCAACACCUUGUUUGGUUCUUUGCAGAAAGCUGAUCUGGUCAUGGAAAUUGUCUCAAAAUUAAACCAUCCAGGGUAUUGUAAUUGUGAAAUACCAACACAAGCUGCAUUUUACCUUCAAAAGGCUUCAAGUCUCUCAACCGGUGUGACCAAUACAAUCAUUCAGAGAGACUUGUAUUUUGCUUUGGCUAAUUUAUACCAGCAAUAUAAGUCAUAUGAAAGGGCAAUUGAUUUCAUGACAAAAUCUGCAGAAAUAACAAAAUGCAUUGGUGAUGGGGGAGCUUUCAGAAUCUCUCUUUUUCUUGCCUGGUUGUAUCUUUUAAAUAAUCAGCCUGUUGUGGCGUCAGAAAUAUUGAAUUCCCUUCUGGAAUCAUCACUUCAGACACAUGGUCCUAUUGAGCAGGGAGUUGUUCAUAACAUGUUGGCAAUAUCUUUAAGAAAGAAAGGCAUGCUGAAGGAAGCUUUGGAAAACUGCCUGUGUGCAAUAAUGGCUGCAGAAGAGACUGGUAUAAAACAUAACCAAGCUAUCGCUCAUGCUAACUUUGGAUCUCUGACUCUGUGCUGUAAACAUUUAACACUGCCAGAACGCUACCUCAGGAAUUCUCUGAAUAUAUAUUUGGAAAUGCCAGACUGCAGCUUGGAGUCGGAUUGUGUUCAAGUCCUUCUUUGUUUAGGACAAUACUACGUGGACAGAGGCUUGAGGGAAGACGGGAGACUGAAUUAUGAACUAGCACUUCUCAUUGCCAUGAAAAGCAAUAGUAUUUAUUGCCAAGUUCAGGCUCUUGAACAACUCUGCAGUUUCUAUGAGAACAUUUUACAUGACAAACAGCAAUGUAGAAUAUAUUAUGAGCACUGGCUGAUGCUUUCUCAAAAGUUAAAGGACAAAGAACAAGAGAUGAAAAUAUUGAACAUCCUAAGCCACCUUCACCUGUCUUUUAACACACAGAGUUCCUACAGAUUGUCAUUAGACUAUACCAAACAGAACCUGAGGAAUUUUAUUGAUCUAGGAAUGCACUUCAAGGAAGCAGAGGCAUGGCUGUUGGCUGGAAAACUCUAUUACCUGAUGGAAAAAUAUGAACUUGUUGAGCUGUACUUUCAGGCAGCUAUACAAACAGCACAGCAAACGGAGAAUUUGCACUUUAUAAUGAAACUCAAUGAAGCAGCAGGGGAUAUGUUUUACAAUGGGCCUAGGGAGCGAGAGAAAGCAACAUCGUUUUAUAGGGCUGGGGCAGUACCUCUGGCUAGGAUGACGGGAGAUACUGAUGCAGAGCUCAGACUUUUUAAUAAAUUAACUGAGCUUAAUAUUAUGCUGAACCAUUUAGAACAAGCCCUAGAAUAUGCGAUUGCUGCUGUUAGACUCAGCAUAAAUACUGGAAGCCAACUGAAGGAACAAAUUGCUUUUUAUCGACUAGCUACAGUAUACUACUUACACCAGCAAUAUGAGAUGGCUGAGAACUAUUACUUGAAGGCAUUAUCACUCAGUCCCUACUUAUUGCAAUCUCGUGAAGAAGCAAUGUACUACAUGAAGGUUUACUUGAGACUAGGUGACAUUACACUCCACAAACUCAAGGAUGCACAUGAUGCCGCUGGCUACUUCCAUUUGGCUUUUGCUGCAGCUACUGAAAUAGCGAACAAGCAAGAUUUGUUUAAUAUUUGCACCAGGCUUGCCAACAUUUACAAGAACUACAUUGUGAAUGAAGAUCUGCAUUUGCAGUUUGUUCAGCAAGCAAAGGCUCUUAGCACUGAGCUAUACAAAUGCAAACAUAAGCCAUGAACAAGCUAAUGUGAAGUUACAUAAGAUGUAAAAUGAACUCCUGCAACAACUCCAUUUACAGCAGUGAUUAUUUGUUGGAAAGGAAUUGCUAAUGUCUUGUUCUAUCCAGAUGAAUUUACUUUCCCUUUACAUUCAAGAACAAAUGUGAAGACCAAAGACUCAUAUUAUAAGAUCACCAGGGUUAAAAGCAAAAGGAUGUUACAAACAUGUAAAUAAGUGGUAACUGGGAGAUGCCAAGUCGAAUUCUAAGAACCAGGCCAUUAAGCAGAAGAAAAGGUGGAUGGAUGGAGACGAAAUCCACAGUUUUCAGUUUCUUGGGAAUACUUUGAUCACAAUGAUUGACAAGUUAUUUUUGUUCUAUCCUGAUAACCAAAAUAAGAAAAAAGAAACAUCUAGUAGUGACAGGAUUAAUGUGUUCUUCAGAUUGUGCUAGAAUAGUCAAAAUAAAUUAGAUUGCUCAAUGCUUAUAAUAGCCAGGCAGUUAGACAGCUAGAUUAAUUUAACACAGUAUUUUGUAUAGUCGCUUAGAAAAAUUCCAAUAUUGCUGUAGACUCCAAUAUGUUUAACUCAUCAUUAGUUUUACUUUUGUAGAUGAUUCUAAAUUUUAUGGUUAUUCAAGACAAAGAUUAAGAUUAUAUAGUGAGCUUGUAAAAUUACUAAAUUCACCUUGCUAACAAUAGUAAUUUAUGAUUGCAUUAACAAGAAACUAUUGGUGCCACAGUAUUUUUAUAAUGCAUGCAAAAAUCCAUGUGAAGGUAUAUGGCUGCUUCAUAUAAAAAUAAGCUGGAGUUCAUGAUGGCCCUAUGAAAUCAGAAGUUCUUUUAAAAAACUGCCAGUGUUGGAAAAACAACAUUGCAAGGCAUAUUUACAGUAAUACAGCAUUCAUACCUCAUUCCUGACAAGGUGCCACAUCUAAACUACCUUUCUUUUCAUCUUUUCACCCAUUCUGAUUCCCAAAUAGAUGCAUUUAGACAUAUAGAAAUAACUAUUGUAAAUUUGCUCUUUUCCUGUACUCUUUCUAUGGCAAGUACAUUCCCCUCUAACUGUUGUUCACCUCUAAAUUCCUCACUUUGCAUAUGCUACCAUAUCAUACAAUGGACAAAGCUAUUGUCUUUCCUGAAGUGCAUUCUCCAUAAGGCAAGUAUUAGAGCAUCUCUUAAAAUGAGAGAUAAUAUCAUGGAAUCUACAAAGGAUUAGUAAUAAAUAUUUGACUGAGAAUAUUAUCUGCAACUAAAUUACUUACAUUUAAAGUAAUUUGAAUCUGAUUGUUUGUGUGUUGACCAUGUGGAACAGACAAAAACAUCAAAGUCUUGUAUAUGCCGUAUUAUGAAUGGAGAAGUGAAGUGAACGCAGAAAUUCUAGAGAUUUAAUAAUCAUAUCACUUUCAAUAGUAAAGAGUGACUUGUAAAGUUUAACAUACGUUAAUCUUGUAACAAUGUUCUUGUCAUAGUACUGGCAUUUUUUUAAUCAACCAACUCUGGUAGCUGUAGAAACUGCAGGCAGGUACUUUCUCUUGUUUAUUAUUGUCAACAUCAAAUGACUUGUACAAGCAUGUGUAUAAAAAUGAAAAUACAAUUUGCAGAGAAGUGAGAAUCAUGCAAACAGUGAAAAAUGUAGAGUUUUAUAAUAUUUGAAACAUAUGUUGAAUCUAUCAUUACCGAACAGUAAUGUGAACACAGUAUUUUUAUAUUAAAAAUUUUAUCUAACAAAACAAAGUUUCGUUUAUAUUUUUAUAUCAUAAGAUGGGCAACUAUUGGAAUACUACUUUCAAUUGAUAACAUUAUCAUGGCAGAAGAUUGUGCUAUUAUUAUAAUGUGAUUUUCAUAAUGUCAAAUGUAGGAUCAAUGUACUUUUCAAUGAUAACCAAUAAAUUUGAACAAUGUUCAAUAAGGUCAUAGGCUAAUGUUUGUCUCUGAUUUUCAUGAAAGAUUUGAUUUCAGUUGCACAACAAAUUGUAUUUCAGGCCAGUAACUGUACAGGUAUUAACAAGGCAGCCUGUUUGUAUUACUUCUCACAAUUAGUAUGUCAGUACACCUUUAAGUGACAUGCUGAUAUCAUCAUCGCUGUAACAAAGCACAUGACUUGAGUGUAAACAGAUCUCAGGCUCCAUCUUAAAUAGGGCCCACUUGAUGAAUGACAUGCUGAUGGAAGUACAGUACUCUUUGUAACUGAAUAGCUGAAUAUUAGCCCAGCUAUGGAUAUGUCUUUGAAUGUAAUACUGUAUACUUUAAUGAACUGUAAUAAAUAUCUGGUAGAUCUUUCAAUGCAA
Molecule: messenger RNA, 7725 nt
Organism: Rhincodon typus (whale shark)
Lineage: Eukaryota; Metazoa; Chordata; Chondrichthyes; Orectolobiformes; Rhincodontidae
Gene: sh3tc2
Product: SH3 domain and tetratricopeptide repeats 2
Exons: 19
Coding region: 1236-5456 (1406 amino acids)
Biological process (GO): regulation of intracellular protein transport; regulation of ERBB signaling pathway
Cellular component (GO): recycling endosome
Molecular function (GO): protein binding
Source: RefSeq, a predicted model, not a curated record